Trichoderma breve is the source of this 1740-nucleotide messenger RNA. RefSeq names its product major facilitator superfamily domain-containing protein. Lineage: Eukaryota; Fungi; Ascomycota; Sordariomycetes; Hypocreales; Hypocreaceae. The transcript has 7 exons. Bases 1 to 1740 code for a protein of 579 amino acids. The record is from RefSeq and is a predicted model, not a curated record. Gene Ontology annotation, biological process: transmembrane transport. Gene Ontology annotation, molecular function: transmembrane transporter activity.
AUGGAGAAAUCUCAAGAAGAUCCCAACGUUAGCUCUCCCCAGACAAACCCUCAAGCCGACAGCAAGCCCAAAGAGAACUCUGCCCAAGAUGUCGAAAAAGCAUCUGAUGCUACUCCGACACCUCCUGCAACUGACUAUCCCAGUGGUAUUAACUUGAUCAUUCUCUUUGUGGGCCUCUUUCUUGCUGCCCUUUGCGUCGGCCUCGAUCGUACCGUUGUUGCUACUGCUAUUCCUAAAAUAACCAGCGACUUCAACUCCCUCGACGAUGUGGGCUGGUACGGCUCCGCAUACCUCCUGACCAAUUGCUGCUUCCAACUCUUCUUCGGCAAGCUUUAUGCAGAGUUUCCAGUAAAAUGGGUAUUUCUCACUGCGCUGCUCAUAUUUGAAGUUGGAUCCAUUGUAUGCGCUACGGCGCCGAGCUCGGUCGCUCUGAUUGUAGGAAGAGCAGUGGCGGGAAUAGGAGGUGCAGGGAUCGUUUCUGGAACUCUUAUUAUUCUCUCGAGAUGUCUACCAUUGCACAAACGUCCGAAAUACACCGGCGCCAUGGGUGGCUCUGUGGGCAUCGCUCAAAUCACUUCGCCCACACUCGGAGGCGUCUUCACUGACAAAGUUACUUGGAGGUGGUGCUUCUGGAUCAACCUUCCACUGGGCGCCGUGACCCUACUGACGGUGCUUUUCCUUGUAAAGAUCCCCACUGACCCCAUCCGCAAGACGAAAGGUACAAUUAAGGGGUUUCUCGAUCGAUUCGACCUCAUCGGUACCUUGGUACUUAUCCCUUGGGUCAUCUGCCUUCUCUUGGCCUUGCAAUGGGGUGGAAACCAAUAUUUUUGGAAUUCUUGGAGAAUUAUCCUUCUUCUUAUCCUCUUCGCAGUUCUCUUCAUCCUGUGGGUUUUCAUUCAAUAUAAGCAGGGUGAUAAGGCCACGCUUCCACUGCGUAUUGUCAAGCAGAGGUCCAUGGCUUCUGGGAUGAUAUACAUGUUCUGUCUAUUCUCAGCUUUUUUUGUCAUCAACUAUUACGUUCCCAUCUGGUUUCAGUCCGUCAAGGGCGUUUCGGCAUACAAGUCGGGCAUCUACUUUCUAACAAUGAGCGCUGGUCUAUCUUUGGCUGUUAUAGCCUCAGGGUUCCUAACAACUCGUAUCGGCUAUUUUGUUCCCAACAUGAUCAUGUCAACUAUACUAUCUUCCGUGGGGGCUGGCCUCAUCUACUCAUUUGAUCCCCAUACAAGUACUGGACUUUGGGUUCCAUCUCUCAUCAUUAUGGGCGUUGGUAUUGGUAUCGGCGCUCAGCAGCCUCUCAUGGUCGCCCAAACCGUCUUCAAAGGCCCCGAUAUUGCUCUCUCUACCUCUGCUCUUAUUUUCACUCAGACUCUUGCAGGUACAAUUUUCCUCUCUGUAGCUGAAAAUAUCUUUCAGAAUCAGCUCAUCUCUCAACUACAUAAGAUGGUCCCCGAAAUCGACUCACGCGACAUCAUUGAGACUGGCGCCUCGAGCCUUCGACCAUUUAUCGAAGCCAAGUUUCCCCAGUAUUUAACUGCCGUUUUGACAGCUUACAACAAUGCUAUUCGUCAUGUUCUUCUUCUGUCGGUCAUAUUUGCAUGCCUCAACGCCAUUCCGGACGCAUUUAUGGAGUGGGUAAGCCCAGUGAAGAGAGGAAAGCCAGCAGCCAAGGCAGAUGCAACCGAUGCAAAGACAGCAGAAAACGUCAAAGAAGUAUCUUCUAAUAAGGGCUGUAGUAAAUGA